Messenger RNA from Sclerotinia trifoliorum, 639 nucleotides. The record is from the annotation of a GenBank genome assembly. Lineage: Eukaryota; Fungi; Ascomycota; Leotiomycetes; Helotiales; Sclerotiniaceae.
UCGUUUUAAUCGCUCCCCUGCUCAUCAACUUCCCCCCUCAUCAACAUAACAAUUAUUGUCAUGACGGAAUACGAAUCUGAAUUAACGGGAUUGGAAUUCGUUGCGAAUGUCCUCCAGUCUAUCAAGCUAUUAGUGUGGGGGGAUCUCGCAGUACACUAUCUCGGCGUUCCCGUGGUACAUGGGGCAAGUACUCGCUGCUGUCUAUUCCUACCUAUCAUUCUUUGGGUAGUUCUAACUCAUUAUUAUAGUGCUAUAUGCUUGGAGUAGCCGAUGACGAAAUGGAACAAGCAGCGUCGAAGCUUGCAGAUGUAGGGUUCAUCCGUCAGCCCUGGUCCUUUGGUUCUACAAUAGAUCCUGCCACCCGUAAAGACGACGAGGUGUUCCAAUGUUACAACGGCUUCGGGCCUCGUAUCAUGUGACCACUUAUGAAGUCACGUGGUAUCUUAGAUCCCUUCGAUCUCUUUACCGAAGGGACCGAAGGGACCGAAGGGACGAUUAGUAUGAAGGUCUAUAUAACCAAGAUGGAUUUCCUUUGUAUAGAGCUUCGUGCUCAAGAUCAAUCAUUUAGUAUACUCUAUUAUUAGUUACGAAUAGUAUAUCAUUAUCGUUGUUAUUUAAGUCCCUGCUUGACGCUUAGUU